AAACAGUCUUGCUGUAAGCACACUUCCCACACUGUGGCACAUGGCCCGGGACAGACAGACAACAUGACCUCUAUCAAGUUUCUGGAGUUUCUGCUUCUCUUCGUCCUCCAGCAGGUCCAUUGUGAGGAGGCAGAGCACUUGUUCAGAGCAUUGGGCACCGAUGUCGAGAUGGGGUAUUGUUUCGGAGGGGAUUAUAUUGUUGUUUACAGAUGUGGUCCCGAGGGAGACCAGCUGCUUGGUAAUUCCUCAGGUGACAUCAAGCCCAUUACACCUCCUGCGGACCUGCAGGACCGCAUCCAAAUCAGCAAAAACGAGCAUCUGCUCGGGCUCCUGAUUAAGAACCUCACAAACAAGGACUCAGGGAUUUAUAGGAGGGAGUGUUGGCAAAACCACAUGCUGGUCAGCCAGCACACAGAGCAGCUCUUGGUUUGUGAUAAGGAGGUGGAAUCUGAAGAGAUCAUUGUGAAGGAAGAAGAUGAAAGGGCUGAGCUUCUGUGUAACAACACUUCCAUUGGUUUGGAGGGAACCUCUGUGCGCUGGUACCAUGAAAUGUUUCCAUUUUAUAAGCCCACACUCUUCCUGGACAGCAGCGUCUCGUUGGAGCUUCUGCGGGAGGAGCUCCAGGGUGCCGUGGAGGUCAGCCACAACGGGGCGUUGCUCUUGCUCGCCAACAGCCUGUUAAAGAAUAACCUGAACGUUUACUGUCUUGUGAGCAAAGGUAAGAAUUGUCUCAGUUUCCAAAACAAGUACCUACCAGAUAACAGUGAAAGCUGGGAAGUAUUUGCCUCCACAGGGGAGAGAGUGGUACUAAAAUGCCCCUCUGAGGGUAACAACCAGCAAUGGGACACACCACUGGGGGGAAUCACUAAUAGCAGCAUGGGGAUGUCCAUUUCAUUUGGUGACAAAUCAGAAGACUUCUCUUUAGUAAUUUCAGCCUUCUCGGUUGAACAUAUUGGUCACUAUUCAUGCAUCUCCUCUUCGCUGGAAGUGCAGUACUUGCUUUUUCUUUGCCCCAAAAAGGAAUCCCAUAAACAAAACGGUGUUAAAGGGGGGAGCGUCUUGCUAGAUUGUGAUGUUGGCAAAGAGGACUUCCAAAGGGUGCUGUGGCACCGGGGAGAUCCAGUAGGAGAACACAAACUUAUCCACGACUCACAAGACAAGACGCUUCCCAUCCCACUGAAUCUGAGGGGCAGGCUGACUCUGUCUGAACAUGGCUCCUCGCUGACCAUCUCCCACCUUGAGGAGCAUGACCAACAGUCGUACUGGUGUGUCGUUUUAGGAAGCCCUAAGUUCCUGGAGGAGGACGAUUACAAUGGGGAAGAUGAGGACACCGAUAGUGGGAAUGAGCCAUACUUGGAUGACAGGUGCAUCUUUAAACAGGAGACCAUUUUGAGCUUGAUCCAGGCUAAGACUAUCCCCACAGCUGAUCCGCCAGCAGCCUCUAAUGUUACCGUGUAUGCUGUGGGGGGUGGACUGGUGCUUUUGCUGUUGCUGUGUGUUGCAGUGGUUGUGGUAGUGAUUGUGAAGAAGAGGAAAGAAGCAGCCUCUCACUCUGGACGAAACGCGACCAAGGACAUAAAACUGGAUGUGGAUCUAGGUUGUAGUGAGAGGUUAACUAAUGUUGAAAAUGAUGCUUAACAACUUUUUUUUAAAGU
Etheostoma cragini (Arkansas darter) is the source of this 1655-nucleotide messenger RNA. RefSeq lists its product as uncharacterized. The record is from RefSeq and is a predicted model, not a curated record. Lineage: Eukaryota; Metazoa; Chordata; Actinopteri; Perciformes; Percidae. Bases 64 to 1638 code for a protein of 524 amino acids. The transcript is spliced from 3 exons.